Messenger RNA from Ictalurus punctatus (channel catfish), 3003 nucleotides. It is a transcript of the gene incenp, whose product is annotated as inner centromere protein. The coding region runs from base 193 to 2859 and encodes 888 amino acids. Gene Ontology annotation, molecular function: protein serine/threonine kinase activator activity. NCBI's taxonomy places the organism in Eukaryota, Metazoa, Chordata, Actinopteri, Siluriformes, Ictaluridae. Gene Ontology annotation, cellular component: meiotic spindle midzone; midbody; nucleus. The transcript has 21 exons. Gene Ontology annotation, biological process: mitotic cytokinesis; meiotic spindle midzone assembly; metaphase chromosome alignment. The record is from RefSeq and is a predicted model, not a curated record.
AAAUUACUUAAACCGUUUUGAGCGGGUGCCUCGAAUAGACGACUUUAUAUUAUACCUGAGAGUAAUCGCUGUUGUUUUUGUAGCGCAGUGGGUUUUUGAAUGUUUAUGAUUAAAGGAGACACGGGGCCAGAAGAAGACCUCAAGUGAACUGUUAGGCUUGUUUUUUCCCCCCAUAACAAAAGGGACGCAGCCAUGAGUUCCCUGCCGGAAGCCACGCGUUCCCUCGUGCAGGUGUUCAACGGGAAGCUGCAGGAGUUCACCAACGAGAUUGAGAAUAUUCACAUGGUAUGGCUGGAAGAGAUUCAGCAGGAGGCUAAGCGCAUGUUCUCCAGCGACUUCAGCACAGAGCCAGAGCUUAUGCCAAAGACUCCAUCGCAGAAGAAGACAAACCGCAGGAGACGCGUGUCCACAGAGCUCGGUGAAGCUCGUAGCAAAAGACGUUUCUCUAAGGGGAAGCGCAGUAACCUGCGACGUUCCUCAGUCCAGCUCACUCUAAAUUCAAUCUCUGAGUUGGUGGUUACACAAGCCCCCAAUGACAGUACUGACAGUGUGGUCGAGGAGCCUGCUCGCCGCACACGCCGCAACAAAGCCGCUGCGGCUGCAGACAGCGAGCCGGUCAAACGUAGCACACGCAACAAAGCAGCUGCCAAGGCAAAGGAGCAGGCUGAGAAGGUGGAGGAGGUGCUGGCAGCUGCUCCACAGUCACCUGAGAAUGUUGCAAAGGAAAAGGAGCACUCGGUAGAGGAGUCGAGCAGCUCUUCAACUUCAGUGCAGACACUGGUGUCUGAGGCUGUGGUGAAAAUCCCCUCGGUUGAACGUCUUUCUGCUGAGAAGCUGCUCCAGUGCUCUCCCUCUCCAAACCGCUCCGCACAGAAGAUUACCAUAGCAGCUGCAGGUGGCCAGGCGUCGACGAGGAGCUCAGCCCGACACUCCCUCGUAGUGCGGCGCUCUCUGGCAGGCCUGAGGCACAGCAUGACUCAGGAAGCAGUGCGUCGUGCUUCUCGACGCUCAUUUCUGAAGAAGAAGGCCAGGCUGGGCAACUCGACAUGCAGCAGCACCAUCAGUGGCGACGUGGAUGUAGAACCAGAGGAAAAUGACGAAGCGGUGGAGGACAGGAUGGAGGAGGUGGUUGGUGAGGAAGAGCCAGCAGCAGAAUCGAACACUGAAACCGAGCCAACCCAGCCUGUGGAGUCUGAGCCCGUGAAACCAGUAGGUGAGGCUGUUCCCAUACUGGCGGAUGAUAUGACCACAUCUCCCAAUGUCCAAGAAAACUGCCGCUUCACGCGCUCCAUGGCCCAGCCCUCAGGAUCAGAUGACGGUGGGAAAAACAGUCAGGAUGAUGUUCGGGCGUCUCGCUCAGCUACCAAACGUGCAGCUGCAGAAGCAGCAGCAGAAGUACUCGGCACCCCCAAGAAGAAGCACUCUCCUCCUAAGAAGUGCAUGACUGGCAUCACACCCGGCAUGCGCUCCUUCCUGCACACAGUGCAGAAGAACCAGCUGCUAAUGAUGACUCCAAGCUCUCUUGGUCGUACCUCUGUCAUGAAAUCCUUUAUUAAACAAAGCGGAAAGCUCGAAGUCAAGCAGUUGAGUGCUGGCUCAGUGGAGCGGGAGCGACAGAAAUGGGACGCCCUUAACAAGAAGAUUGAGCAAGAAAAUGAAAGAAAGAAAAAGCUGGAGGAGGAGAGAAGGAAGAAACAGGAGGAACUGAAAAAGAAACGGGAUGAGCGUUUGAAACGUGUAGUGGAGGCCCGGGUGAAAGGAGAAAAGGAGAAAGAGCAGGAAAAGAAAAAGAAAAUAGAAGAGAAAAUGGCACAAAUCGAGAAGAAACAUGACAUGCUGCGUGUGGAGCGGCUCGCUGAGGAGAAAGCAAAGAAAAAGGUGGCAACGAAGCGUCAAGAGGAAUUGGAACUUCGUAAGAAACAGGAAGAAGCGGCUCGGAAGAAAAAGCUUCAGCAAGCCGAGGAGGAGGAGCGGCGACACCAGGAGCUGUUGGCCAAGCGUAAGGUCGAGGAGGAGCGGGAGAAGGCACGCAAACAAGCCGAGGCUGCUCGUGCUCUGGAGCUCAAGAAGGAGCAAGAGAGGGAGCGGGAACGCGAGAGGCAGCGUGAGGAGAGAGAGCGGGAGCGAGAACGACAGGCUGCUGCUGAGAGGGAGAGGUUGGAGCGUGAGAGAGUGGAGCGGGAGAGGGCCCUAGCUCUUCAGAAGGAACUGGAGAGAGCGGCCAAGGAGAAAGAGAGGAGAGAGCUGGAGGAGAAGAGGAAGAAGGAAGAGGAGCAGAAAAGGGCUGAUGAGGAGAGAAUGGCCCAACAGAAACGUGCUGCUGCUACUGCUGCACCCACUACAGUCACUACUGUUGUAAACCUGCCUGUCAGCAAAGCUCUUAAUACUGCAAUUACACACAGUCCUGCACUAAAUGUUACAGUAGAUCUUGAGCAUUCAGUCAUGAAUACUCCUGCUGGCAAAGGGACCGCUCAUAACAAGACUAUUGAUAAAGGAGCAGGGCUUAAUGUUACUGUAGAUGUAGAGAAGUCUCCUCAGUCCUACCAGAUUACACCUAAAGGCAAGAAGGUUGAGGUUUUGGUCAAUCCAGAGGACUAUGGCAUGGACCAGAACAGUGAUGACUCAACAGAUGAUGAGUCAGCACCCAGGAAACCCAUCCCUUCCUGGGCUGAGGGUAUGCAGCUUCAGCAAGCUAUUAUGAAGCAAUAUUAUGACCCAGUGGAUCUGCACUCCUACUUUGGGGUUGUUGAGCAGCCCAACCUGGAGAAGAUUUUCCAAAGGAGCAAACCACGCUUCUUCAAGCGCACAAGCUCUGCUGUCUGGCACUCCCCUCCACCCAUGGGUGCCAUGCCCAACUAGCUGGGAACUGUCUGUUAGAAUUUGUUGUUGUUUGUCUCUUUCUCUGUUUUUUCUUUGUUUGUUUUUUAAAUAUGAAAGCAUUUUAGAUUUUGUGUUUAUAUAAAACAUUUGGAUUUCACGUAAAUAAAGUGCUAUAAAAAUGUA